UUAAUCAAUUGAGCCAAAUUAUGUUUCUUCAGCUUCGUUUAAAUCAUUAACUAAAGGGCCGUGCAGAUGAGCAGUUCAAUUAGCAAUCGCUGGGGAAAUCACCUGCUGACCAUCAGCCGCUGCCUGGCCGUGGCACCCACUGCAAGCAGGGGAUUCGCUCGAUGGAUUCACUGUCUUUGGUGCGUGCUUCUGCUGAGCUACGUGUGGACUGGCUGCAUCUGGAAGUGCAUUGUGUUUGACGCCGAAUUGCCGACCAUCGAGAAGCUGCUCUAUCUGAUGGAGUUCCCAGGCAACAUUACAAUCACUGGCCUCCUGGUGUUCCACGCUGUACUUAAUUGUCCGUACUCCAGGGACGUGGAGACGCAGAUUCAUCGGCUCAUCGGCGAGCAGGAUGUGGGAGUAGCGCGUAGACUUUACCGAAAGCACGAAAAGAGGACUCGUCUCCUGCUGGUGCAAACCAUCGUAUUCCAUGGCGCCUGCGUUGUGGUGGACAUUGUCAAUUACGACUUCAACUGGUGGACUACGUGGAUCAGCAAUAGUGUAUACAAUUUGCCCGCUCUGAUGAUCAGCCUCGGUGUGCUGCAAUACGCCCUCGCCGUGCACUUUCUCUGGCUGCUGCAGGCACAUCUUUGCCACCGUCUGGCGGAGCUGCAAGUACGCCAAAGGCCACCACCCCAAGGUAUCGUGAGGCUGGACGCGCGCUAUGAUCUGUUCUUUGCUUCACUGGUGGAUGCUGGCGGAUGCACUACUCUGGUGCUGGAUGAGCUGCGCUCAACGUACACUGCCAUCGAUCGUCUGCACAGGCAGCUGCUGGACAAGUUUGGCCUCUUCCUGCUGCUCAACUUUGGCAACUCUCUGUGCAGCUUCUGCGAGGAGUUCUACUUGGUCUUCAAUUUCUUUGAGCGGCCGCAAUGGGCCGCGGGUCUGUUGCUCUUCUACCGCAUACUGUGGCUGGUCAUGCACGGCUCACGCAUCUGGGUCAUCCUGGCCGUCAACGAGCAGCUGGUGGAGCAGGAAUGCCACUUUUGCCUUCAGCUUAACCAGCUGGAGGUGUGUGGCAGCCAUCUCGAGCGCACCAUUAAUCGUUUCCUGGUGCAGCUCCAGACGAGCAUCGGCCAACCCUUGCUCGCGUGCGGCGUCAUCGAUUUGGACACGCUGGCAAUGGGUGGGUUUAUCGGGGUGCUGAUGGCCAUUGUCAUAUUCCUAAUUCAAAUCGGCUUGGGGAACAAGUCGAUCAAGCUGGAUAUACGUUUGAAUAAACUGCCUCAUUUAAUAAUUCCGUAA
Messenger RNA from Drosophila obscura, 1284 nucleotides. RefSeq names its product putative gustatory receptor 59e (gene Gr59e). Gene Ontology annotation, cellular component: membrane. NCBI's taxonomy places the organism in Eukaryota, Metazoa, Arthropoda, Insecta, Diptera, Drosophilidae. The transcript is spliced from 2 exons. Gene Ontology annotation, biological process: sensory perception of taste. The record is from RefSeq and is a predicted model, not a curated record. Bases 67 to 1284 code for a protein of 405 amino acids.